AUGCCGUCAAAAACAGCUACCAACGGCGAUAGCGCCUCGUUGAAAAAGCGGAAACGUGAACCAAAAGACGACUCGGCACAAGCGCAGCAGAAGAAGCACCGUCGCAAAACAGAACAGGAGAAGGCAGAUGCGUUUCACAGUGGAAGAAUGCCAGGACGGGGACAGCUACUCACAGAUUCCAUCCUGACUGACAUACCUAGGUUUCUCAUAAUAACCUACAAUACUUCGAUUCAAGUAUUUUCCACCGAAAGCUCCCUGCCGAUCCGCCGUAUCCCUAUCCCAUUGACGGAGACGGACAGCGAAAAUGCGACCACACCAGCCCAUAUCGUGGCCACAUCGCUGUCCAAGACUCAGGGAGCCUACAUUUGGGUUGCCUGCUCUGAUGGCCGUAUCUGGAACAUCAAUUGGAGAUUAGGCACUGGAUCUGACACCCCAUUCACCAUCACUUCCAGCAACCUUGUCGAUAUGUCUGUCGAUGCGAUUGACCUUCCCAAUUCCAAAAUCGAUGUGCUUCUCGUCCUUCAGAACACUACUCCUACCUCUGCGCAAAUCGUCGCCCAUACGAGGGAGAGCCUGUUAGAAGGGAAAGGGGAGGGGUUGCUUCUUCACAGUUUCGAUCAAAGUCCUCAGAUGCUUCGGUUCGCUGCUAGUGGGAGGCUGAUUGUUGCCGCUGCGAAAACGGCUUUGCACAUUGGCUACUUCAAGGCGAGCAAGGUCGCUUCCAUCGACACGCUAAAAUUCGACUUCCACUCUUUCGACCUUCCCGAUAUCAUCAGCUGUCUGGAUGUUCAUCCUGUAUUGAAGGACAAGAAACUCAUCAGAGCUGAUGUGGUCGUCGGUUGCGCUCGGGGUGCCAUCUACUUGUACAAUGAUGUAUUGUCUGGAAUUGCAGAGCGCACCUUGCAGCCUACGAAGCUCCAUUGGCAUCGGAGAGCUGUUCAUAGCGUUAAGUUGUCUAGGGAUGGAAACUAUCUCAUCUCUGGUGGCGCCGAAACUGUCUUGGUUCUUUGGCAGAUUGAUGCCGGUCGGACGGAAACUCUUCCUCAUCUGUCAGCAACCAUCGAAAACAUCACCAUUUCGCCGCGCGGUGCAUCGUACGCCGUCCAUCUCGACGACAAUUCCACCAUGGUUCUUUCGACUGCUGAGAUGAAGCCGACCAUGUAUGUUUCUGGCAUCCAGUCUCUUGUGCUAGAAGAGACGCCUUCGAAGGAAUCCUUGGUUCGUCGUGUCUGGCGGUCAGCCGAUGAAAUCUCGGCUCCCGUGGUGGCCACAUCCAAUCCGCGCAACCCUUCUCAGAUGUUCCUGUGUGUUGGAAACGGGCAGCAGGCUACACAGGGAGCCGGGACAACUGUAUCCGCUCCUCUUGUGCAGGUCUUUGACCUUGCUUCAUUUCAGGGUGUGUCUAAGCACGCGAUUGCACGCACCAGCUCUACAGAGGCCAAUAUCACAAGGGAUGGCCAGCCAAUUAUGGAGCCAACGGCCACAAGUCUCUCCUUUUCUAAAGACGGGAAGUGGUUGGCGUCGAUCGAUGAGUGGCAACCCCCUGAAAGGGACACGGCCGCUUUCUUGACUGGGUCCAAGACUGUUGCCGAGGCUGCUCGGCAAAGGAAGGAGAUCUACCUCAAGUUCUGGGAGGUUCAUGAGGAUAACUCACUUGAGCUGGUGACCAGGGUCAAUGAGGCGCAUCACACCGAUCUUCCUCAAGCUAUCUUCGAUGUUGCCAGCGACCCAGUUUCCUCCAGGUUUGCGACCAUUGGAAACGAUGGUGUGGUACGGUUCUGGUCUACACAGUACCGCAUCCGAGACGGUCUUGCGGUCAAAGGACAUGAUGGGGAACCACUUCGCAGCUGGCACUGCUCUCGCGCUGUCACGCUCCCUGUGCGUGAAAAGCAAGAAGACCUGGUUGAGGAGACCAGAAAGGUGUUCCGCAGUGGCGCGGUCGCCUACUCUGAAGACGGGUCGAUCCUCUUUGCCGCCUACCGGGUCUCUACCGAGGGGCUUGUUGUUGCCAUUGACACACAAACCGGUACGAUUCGGGAUGUUAUCUCAAGUAUCAUCCGCGGAGAAGUCCGUAGCAUCCAGAGUAUGGGUUCGUGCUUGAUCUUGCUAUCCGAGGACAUUGCCGUUUACGACACGGUGUCAGACGAGCUGCUGUACAGCUACAAGCUCAAGGAUACUUCUCUCGCCGCCAAACGCCUUACUCAACUGGCCGUCAACCACCAGUCACGGACGUUCGCCCUGGCGGCACCUAUCCCACACCCUCGGCAGGACAAGCUGAAGAAGGGUGCCAGAUCUGAGCUGACGGUUUUCUCACUUGAUGACCAGGAACCACAACUGGUGCAACAAUUCCCUCAUCUCAUCACAUCUGUAUUGGCUGCUCCGGGGUCAUCUGGUUUCGUGGUGGUUGAUUCCGCGGCUCAGAUCUGGGCUGUGACCGACGCUGUCGAGCAGCCACUGAUCCUCAAGCCUAUGGACCACAUGACCAUGGAUGACACAGUUGAGACGCAACCUGUGCAGGAUGCGUUGGUCUUGCAGGAUGAAGAAGUCAGCGAUGAAGAGAUGGAGGAUGCGGAUCCGAUGGAGGUGGAUGACGACGAUCAUGCAGCCGUUGUAGCCCAACAGCACGUGGUCCAAGCCUUCAAUGUCGCGCCCACAUUCGCGCUCGCCCCUCUUGACGGCAGCUUCUCCCAACUGGCGGCGAUGUGGUGCGCGAAGCCCACCUCCUCGGAGUGA
Molecule: messenger RNA, 2733 nt
Organism: Podospora anserina S mat+
Lineage: Eukaryota; Fungi; Ascomycota; Sordariomycetes; Sordariales; Podosporaceae
Exons: 4
Coding region: 1-2733 (910 amino acids)
Biological process (GO): positive regulation of transcription by RNA polymerase I; positive regulation of rRNA processing
Cellular component (GO): nucleolus
Molecular function (GO): RNA binding; protein binding
Source: RefSeq, a predicted model, not a curated record